Messenger RNA from Iphiclides podalirius (scarce swallowtail), 1458 nucleotides. Lineage: Eukaryota; Metazoa; Arthropoda; Insecta; Lepidoptera; Papilionidae. The record is from the annotation of a GenBank genome assembly.
AUGAAGCUCGACGAGAAAAAAGGGUCUAUAGUGUUGGACAACUUUAAUUCAACGGCAAAUUUGGCGACUAAUCCCGGUUUCCAGUCGACCCUCAGCCUCGGCUCAAAGGAAGUCAUCAAUGAAAAGGCUUAUAACCCGUUCGAGCAUCGAAAAGUCGAACACCCCAAUUCGACGGUCGGAUCGCUGGUUCACCUUCUUAAAUCUUCAUUGGGCUCUGGAAUUCUGGCGAUGCCAGCGGCCUUCAAAAAUGCCGGCUUAAUAGUAGGCGGCAUUGGCACUUUUAUCGUCGGCUUCAUUUGCACGCACUGCGUUUAUAUUCUUGUGAAGACAUCACAAGAAGUGUGCAUUGACGCGAAAAAGCCCUCGAUGGGUUUCGCUGAAACUUGCGGAGCGGCCUUCGAGUUUGGGCCAAAGAGAUUAAGACCGUGGGCCAACUUUGCUAGGACCUUUGUGGAUUACGCAUUGACCUGCACUUAUCUGGCCGCCCUUUGUGUUUAUAUUGUUUUUAUUGCUGAGAACUUUAAAGAGGUGUUGGACGAAUACGCGCCAGACUACAAACUGUCCGUCGAGACUUACUGCGCCCUCACCCUGGUGCCGCUUGUUCUCAUAUGCCAGAUACGAAACCUUAAAUGGCUGGUUCCAUUUUCGGCGAUCGCCAACGUCCUGCUCGUUAUAUGCUUCGCUAUCACAAUGUACUACAUCUUCGGGGAGCUGCCCAAUCCCUCGGAGAGGGAAAUGGUGGCGAGUGUGACACAAUGGCCGCUCUUCAUGAGCACUGUGAUAUUCGCGAUGGAGGGCAUAGGUGUCGUGAUGCCCGUCGAGAACGAAAUGGCGAAACCGGAGCAGUUCCUAGGAUGCCCUGGGGUGUUAAAUGUGGCUAUGACAAUUGUGAUCGGCCUUUACGGCGUAGUUGGCUUCUUCGGCUACAUCCGUUUCGGAGAUGAUGUGCGAGGAAGCGUCACUUUGAAUCUGCCACAAGAUGAGCUGUUGGCUCAGAGCGCGAAGAUUCUAAUGGCACUCGCGAUCCUCUUUACAUACAGUCUCCAGUUUUACGUGCCCAUGGAGAUGAUCUGGCGACAGCUACAUCACAAGAUAUCCGUGAAGUAUCACAACAUAACCCAGAUAUCGAUACGUACUACCGCUGUUAUUGGUUCGGUUGCCCUUGCCGCGGCCUUUCCCGACUUGGAGCUGUUCAUCAGCCUUUGCGGAGCCAUCUUCCUCUCAAGCCUUGGUCUCCUCAUCCCCGCUAUCGUCGAGACCGUCCACAAGUGGGACAGGGGCCUGGGCUUCCUCAACUGGAUUUUAUGGAAGAACUGUUUCAUCGGCCUGCUCUCCCUCGUUGCCCUGUUUGCCGGCUCCUACGUAUCUAUUACAGGUAUAAUAGAAAAGUUCAAUGAACCCGUUCUCGAGAAACUGCUAAACGGCACCUUGAGCGGAGUUAAUGACACGUUGAUAUUA